AUGGACGACCAGAAGACAGAUGACCUAUUGGUUAUCCAAGGUGUUGACGGCAACAAAGAUGGUAACAACAGCAGCAUUGAAGAACAGACGCCAAAGCAGACACGGGAAAGUGGAGAGACUGGUGGGGGUGUUCUAGAACGAUAUAUCAAUCCCACCGCCAUCGUCAAUUUCGGUUUCACACUCCAAGCAGCAUGGGAAGCUGCGGGAUCUUCGUUCCAAUUCAGUCUGCUGAAUGGCGGCCCAGCUUCGUUGGUUUAUGGAAGUAUUGUAUCCGGAUUGGGCUCAACGGCAAUCGCAACCUCUUUGGCUGAAAUGGCAUCACUGGAUCCAGUAGUCGGAGCACAGUACAGAUGGUCAGCUGCCUUUGCACCUGCGAAUCCUGCGUUUUGGGGCCUGUUCCAAGGUUGGAUCACUGUAUGGGCCUGGAUAACGGUCACCGCAGCAAGCCCCGCAUACUUGUCUAAUAUCGUCAUUGGUCUCGUUAUUUUCAACUAUCCCGACUAUGAGCCGCAACGAUGGCAUGGCACUCUUAUAAUGUGGGGAUUUGUUGUUGUUCCUGUGGUGUGGAACUUCUGGUUUCGUCGCAUGUUGAACACCUUGGAGAUGAUUGGUGGCAUAUGCCACGUUAUAUUCUUUAUCGUGUCAAUCAUUACUUUGGUAGCGCUGGCGGAGCGCAGCCCGGCUUCAUUUGUGUUCAACAACCUCUGGCACGAUAUCAGUGGUUGGAAUAACCCAGGUGUUGCUUUUAGCAUUGGACUUAUCACGGUGACGUUUCCAAUCACAUCUUUUGAUGGAGUUCUUCACAUGAGUGAUGAAGUGAAGGGAGCUCGGACUCGAGUUCCGCACGCCAUGAUUAUCGCAGUAACUUUCAACAGCAUCAUGCAAUUUGCGUACAUGGUUGCAGUGAUGUUCUGCAUUGGAGACGUGGACCGGGUCGUAAACACGCCAACUUUACUUCCCAUCAUCGAGGUUUACUACCAAGCUACACAGUCGAAAGCGGCGACAAACUUCCUCGUUUUCAUGAUUGCAUUCAUCCUUUUUAUAUCCCUCUUCAACAUCUUCGCCUCCGUCUCUAGGUUGACAUGGGCAUUUGCUCGCGACAACGGUCUCCCAUUCUCCAAAACAUUCUCCUACGUACAUCCGACUCUUAAGAUUCCCAUUAAUGCGCUUCUACUGGUUGGCGCCAUCUGCUGUCUACUCGCUCUCAUCAACAUCGGAUCCUCUACAGCCUUCAACGCAUUAAUCUCUCUUCCAACGAUUGCUUUAUACAUCUCAUAUUUUAUCCCGAUAUUCUUCCUCGUUAUCAGGAAACUGCAGAAUCGGCAUCCGCAAUACGGACCUUUCAAGCUCGGCCGCUGGGGACUCCCGAUCAAUCUAUUUGCUCUGGUGUUUAUUGUCUAUAUCUUGACAUUCUUGCCUUUCCCAGUUGAGCUGCCUGUGACGGCAAUCAAUAUGAAUUAUGCGGGUCCGCUUGUGGGCGCGAUCAUUAUGAUGGCCUUGGGCGAUUGGUUUACAUCGGGGAGGAAGAGAUUCGAGGUACCCGUGGCGCGCACAGCAAAGGCUGACCUGUGAAUGUGGAUGGUAUUGCGUUCAUACUGCACCGUUGUACUGCAAUUGCUCCAUAGCGCAAUGCUUGGUGCAAAGGCUUAAGCUACCCCUUCAAACGUUCAAAGGCACCAGCUGCUGUAAACCCC
This is a messenger RNA of Hyaloscypha bicolor E, 1694 nucleotides long. RefSeq names its product amino acid transporter. The record is from RefSeq and is a predicted model, not a curated record. The coding region runs from base 1 to 1572 and encodes 523 amino acids. Gene Ontology annotation, molecular function: transmembrane transporter activity. The transcript is spliced from 5 exons. Lineage: Eukaryota; Fungi; Ascomycota; Leotiomycetes; Helotiales; Hyaloscyphaceae. Gene Ontology annotation, biological process: transmembrane transport. Gene Ontology annotation, cellular component: membrane.